Molecule: messenger RNA, 1107 nt
Organism: Aegilops tauschii subsp. strangulata
Lineage: Eukaryota; Viridiplantae; Streptophyta; Magnoliopsida; Poales; Poaceae
Source: RefSeq, a predicted model, not a curated record
AUGCAGCUGUCGUCGCUGGACUCCGGUGAAUUGCUGGGCUUGGGAGAGUCGCUGGAUUCCAAGGAGUCGCCGUUGCUGCUGGAGGAGCUGCCGGCAAAGCCAGGGGCGAGUUCAACACCCAUGGCCGUGCCGCAUGGACUGCCACUCUCGGAGCAACACUCCAAACGCCGGCCGUCCUCAUCGAAGACCUUGAACAACAGCAUGGAGGCACCAUCAUACUCGAAGUGGAUGGCAAGGGCCCCCUCCGCACAGCAAGCGUGCGCGACCUCGCCCCAUCCUCGAGUCAUGAAGAUGUCGCCCAGGGGGGACGACCUCGACCUCCGCCCUUCCACGGCCACCGGCGUCGACUCGUCCCCGCGUCCUGGCCACGAGCUCCGGGUCCCUCGUCUCCGUCGAGCUGGUGUUCUGCUUCGUCUCGGGGAGCAGCGGAACGGCCUCGUCGUCUCCGUCAACGCCCGCGGCCACUGGAACCUCGUCGCCAUGAUCCCCUGCUCUGCUGCUACUAAGCCGCUCACCGAGCCAUCUUGUGCUCCACGCUCUCUCCCCGCAGACGAGCUCGAGCUCGAGGCCGCCCCGCCUCUGCCGCUCGGCACUGCGCCUUCCCUGGCCACGAACCCCCCACCAUCUGCGGGCGCCCCGUCGCGCCUGACAGCGUCGGUCGUUGCUCCCUCGCUGCUGGCCCAGUGCCAACGCCCCUUUGUCCCCUGGCCGCACUCGCCGUCCCGUGCGCGCGCCACCACGCCCGUCGCCCGCCUGCGAAUUGCCCUGCUCGAGCCUACCGCUGCUGCUAUCCGCAGCCGCCCGGCCACGCUCGCCUCCGGCCGCGACAUCGCCCCGCUGCCCGCUGCACCCGCCUGCUGCUCUGCUUCGCUGCUUCUGCUAAGGCUGCUACGUAUAUUACUGUUGCCCGCGCGCGGCAGCUUGCUGCCCUCGCUGGUGACUGCUCGCCUGGCCGCGUCCCCACGCACGCCCACGAGCGCGUGCCCGCCGCCUCUCGGCCGCUCGCGUGCUGCUCCCGCUCGCCUGCCGCUGCUUGCUACCACGGCGCUGCUGCUGUAUCCUAGCUUGUUGUACUCUGUACUUCUAGCUACUGUAGCUACUAGCUAG